Molecule: messenger RNA, 8786 nt
Organism: Schistosoma rodhaini
Lineage: Eukaryota; Metazoa; Platyhelminthes; Trematoda; Strigeidida; Schistosomatidae
Source: the annotation of a GenBank genome assembly
AUAAAAGCUACACUAGUUCGUUACGGAGAUAUUGAAUGUUGCAUUGGGCGUCUGUAGAUUAGUGGGUCGUUUGAUUGAAGGUCACUUCUAACCUUUGAUUUAGUUAAUGAUGGUUAAAUGAUGUAGCGGGAUGAGACUGCGUAUGAUACCCGUGAUAUUCAAAGAGGGUAUCAUAGCCUCUCUUACUGGUGGAUUUUAUUUUGAUUCUUCCCAAACUCACUUCGCAAAUAUCAUUCAUGUCUAUGUUUGGAUCAUCCUAUUUGUUAUACCGCUGAUUCUGUAUAUGAUCUCAGUAAAGUCUCACAUCACUGCGUUGCUUUAUGGGUUUUCCAUCGGAUCCUUCGUACUUAUAGUUAAGCUAGUAAUUUGGAGGCUUCAUGAUCUUUUGGAUAAAAGUGACCCCGUUGAUAACAGUCAGAAAGCCAAUAAAGCAUACUCAAAGAAACAGCUAUCAACCCGGCAUCAGACAGGUGUUCAUGAAGAUGAUCAGGAACAUUUUCAAGACAUUAAUGACAUUGAGAACAAGUGCCGAAGGAUUGGAGUAGCGGGGAUUGAAUUGGCUGAUUUAAGAGACUCUACUUUCAACCAUGUUUGCCAUUUUACUGAUAGUGAAAUAACUGUUGGCAGUGCCAUUCAAAAUACACAUAUAUUGAAUGACAAGGGGAUUUGUAAAUAUGAACCUUUGGAAAACAAUCUAGGAUCAGAUCUUGCAUUUUCUGAUAGUUUUACCGAUUCUAUCACAUUUCCCGUUUCUUCUUUUCAACUUGGGCCUUCCGCCUCACGAUUAAACUAUGUUACAAUCGAGCAGUCGUCUAGUUGUUCAAAUGGCGAUUCUCUAGUUCCUGAUCUAUGUGCAGUUGAAGAAGAGAAACAAUCAACGGAAAAUAAGCUGAAUCCGUCAAACUCUAACUGUGCCUUAUCUUCUAAUAAUAGCAAUCAAAUUUGUAAGAGCGAGACGAUUACUUCAGGACUACUGAAAUCCACAACAUCAUCAACGUCAGCAGAGACAAAGAACACUGACUUCGCCCAAAAUUUAAAUGCAAGAACAGUUAAACCUAUUUAUGUAAAUACCUUGAUAAAAUCGUUUAGUGGGAGAAAUGGUCGGAGGGCUCCUGUUAGAAGGCAGUUUUCUGAAACAGCAGUAAAAAAUGCAUUUGAAGUCCAACGGUUGGUUACGUUUUAUGAUCAGACUGAUCGGGUCUCUGGUUCGCAGUUUGAUCACUUUGUUCCUGAGAUUACUGGUCCGAUUACAGGAGAGCUGUCAGUCGACAAAUCUUCGCGCCCAAGUACUUCUAUACCUAAUCGCUCCCUUGUGAGAUCUAGUUCAGUACGCACGGAAAUCGAACAGUGUAAGCGUAUUCUAAAUCAACUGAAACGGGAUGUGAGUCAACUUCCUCUCUUACCUAUUGCCCGAUUCACUCCUUCAAUGAAGGAUCUAGACACCUUAGAUUUGAAUCCCAAGGUUCUUCAAGCAGCACCUUUAUCUUAUGUCAGAAGCAGAUCACAGCUUCGAAGACGUGCUUUGUUUAUAGAUAGGGAUCAGAAUAAGAGAACUAUUACGUAUUUAACUGCAUCCGGCCGAAACAGCAUUCCAUAUUCCACUGAACUUUCACUAUCCGAGACAAUUUUCUUCUGGCGUCAGUGCUUUGCAAACAUUAACUUUGACAGGCCUGUGAGACGUCGACAUCAACAAGCUGACAUAAUUGCAUUCAAUGAGAUUCCUUUAUCCAAUCUGAAUCUUCGUCCUCGCAGACUUCCUCGGGGAUGGCGCUCUCACAGUCUACGUUAUGAUCUUGCAGCCAUGAAACCAUUCACACCUCACCCUCGACAACUCGUUCGACGUCCUGGUACAUCUGUCUGUUUACAACGUCAAGAAUCAGCUGGGUCAACCUCAUCAGCUGUAGUCAAAAGUUCUCCACUGCAGUUUAGUACUCCAGAAAGGAAAACUAUUAAAUUUUCUGUGAGUGAUUCACAUGAUUCUACUGGAUCUGACAUUGUUGAGGCAAUUACUUUAGAUAGUCAACAGGUACAAAAUGAUCCUGACAACAUACCUGUUGAUGCUUCAAAAUGGCCCGUCAGUUCUUCGAAUCCUCUUGAUGAAGUUCAACCCAGUACACAGAGUCAUGAUUCAAACGAAAAAGUAGAUGAAUAUGUGGAGAAAAAAGUGAAAGAUAUAGAGAUUACCUCGUUAUCUAACCAUUUAUCUGAUGAUGGCUUUACUGUUAAUUUGCAAACACCAAUAACUCAUCCUCUGGAUGAAUCAAGUUCAAAUAAGAUUGCUAAUGAUCAUUACAAUGUCGAGUCUAACAAAUCGCUUCUUACAAAGACUAGAGGAUCUAAUCGUUUAACUCGUCAAGCUGGAUUUCGUCGUCGCCCUGCUAUGUCCUCUGGUUCUUAUAGUCAGUCAAAAGGUAUAACUUCACUUAAAAAUGAAAAGGCGACUAGUUCUCGUGAUAAUCACUUACACACGGAAGUUACAAAAAAAAUAAAAAGAAGUGAUGUAGACAGUACUUUACAGACUUCAUCGAGUGUUUCGAAGCCUAUAUCAACAAAUCCUAUUUCAGUCGAUCAAGCUGUUGACGAUUUACUUGCUCAUCUAAUGGGUGUUAAAUCAUUGGCUGAUACUGGAUUAACUCGACAACAGUGCUUAUUUCAAUUACGUGGUAAUGGAAAUACUGAAGAUUCAGAAAAUGCUGAAUGGGAUAUUUUGUAUGCCGUCACUGAAGCUGCCACUGAUAAUUCUACAGUUAAACCUGAACCAGCUGAAACUAUUACUACUAAUAUUAAUGCUAUUACCACUACUGCUACUACAUCUCAGACUGAUGGCCAACCAGCUCAAUUCCGAACUACCAAUUCCGAGUCAAAAAAUCGCGAUGAUAUCUAUCAAGAUGAUACAUUUAAUAACUUAGAUGAAGAUUCAUGGGAUUUACAAGAAAUCAGUAUCAAAGCAUGUCCAUCUACUAAUGACAAUCAAGAGGUUGAUGAUGAAAUUAAUACUCAAGAAGCUGUGGCUAAUCGAUCCAAUGAUUCUGGUUCCGAUGAUAAUGGCGGUAAUAAUUCAUCGUCGAAUUCAUUACUUUGGUUUUUUCGUAAAGGUUUUAGACCUUCGAAAUUACAACAACAACAACAACAGCAACACCAUCCAUUAUCAACUGCUCCUAUACAUACCAUAUCAUUAUCAUCAUGUUUUCCAUUUACAUUUCGUUUUCAGUUGAAUCGUUUAGAGUUGGGAUACAUUUUUGAUAAAAGUUUUACUACCAUGGAAAUUAUAUUAUGCUCUAUUUUGGCGGCUUUAGUCAGUAUUAUUGGCUAUUAUACGUUACGUACUGCAAGUUUUCAAGAUUAUGGACCAUUGGCAUGUUUCACUAUUGCUGGAUGUCAUUAUUCACUUAUGAAAAGUGUUCAACCUGAUCCAGCUUCACCAAAACAUGGAUUCAAUCGUUUGAUCGUAUUCACUCGUUCAUUUUUCUUCUGUUCUUUUGCUUCUAUCUAUCUACUAGCUAAUUACUUAUAUCAACCACAGAAAUCUGUACCAUUUUCAGGAGUAAUGUCAAGUAUGGAACAUAUAGGAGAAUUACGUUUUGAAUCAAUUACAACAAUAUAUCAAUCGACUAGGCAAAUGUUACCAUUAGAUAUUAGUGAAACAUCAAAUGAAUUAACAGCAGAGAAAAUAAAUUGGCGUAUGCCUAAUUUUUAUCAUCUAUCUCAAUCUUCUAAAAUGAUUGUUGAACCUGCUUCUCCAUCUACUUUUAAAUUCUAUGGUGUUCAUUUGUCAGUAGAUCGUUUAACCUACAUAAUUAAAUAUUCAUCUAUAUAUGUUCUAUUAAUAUUUCCUAUAUUGUUUUGUCUUGGCUUGAUGCCUCAAAUAAACACUGUACUUAUCUAUGCUUUAGAACAAUUAGAUAUUCAUGUUUUUGGAGCAAGUGGUACUACUGGACUUUUUUCAGUAAUAUUAUCUAUUUUUCGUACAUUCAUAGUGAUUGGUUUGACGUUUGUUCCAUGUUAUUAUUCAGUACAAAAAUCCGAUCCCCAAUGCAUGUUAUUUUCAAUAUUUUGGGGUAUACAAAUUGCAUUGUGCUUUUUAUUAAGUCGUUUACCAUCGAAUGCUAUACUGUAUGAGGCACUUUUUCCUUCUGAACGUCGUAUGUACUAUUGGUAUCGUAUUCGAAUGUUUUUCUACAACGCUUGGCGUAAAAUAACUGUAAAAUGUAACUUAAUUUUUCAAUCGAAAGAGAAAAGGAAAAAAAAGAAAACACACAGAUCUCAAUUAACUUCUAUCGAUAAUUCUAAUUGGUGGAAACGAUUACCUUUACUGUUUCCUAAUCUUCGUAUGAAAUCUACAAAUGCAUCAUUUAAGAAAACUGAUGAAAAUGUUGAAGAAUUUCUCCUUACUCGUCUAACACAUACAAAAGGAUGUGUAGAUGUUGAGAGUGGAGUACCAGUUCAAAGUCAUAGUUUGCCAUGUCGAUUGAUCAGUCGAGACAGUUUAACUCAGUCGGCUUCUACACCCGCUAUUAAAUACAACUUAUCUCAUUUUGAAUCACCUUCAACAAUUGUUGUACCAUCCAGUUGGAUCGAAUCUCAAGAUGUUAAUAAUUCUGAAAAUAAGAAAUUCUCUACACUUGAUAAAAUUAACAAUAAUACUAAUAAUAAUGAUAAUAAUAACAAUAGUGAUAAUAAUAAUCGUACCAAUACAUUACCAUCAUUUGUAAUUGAUCAGAAUCUAUCAGCAUCUGUGAAUACUCUAACAAUAAGUAAAGAUAAUUCAAGAGUGACCACUGAGCAAUAUCAAACUACCGAUUCAAAAAUAACACAAUCACAAUUUGAAAAUAAUGAUCCUUUACCAAAUUUAAUUAGAAUCUCAUUAUUGGCACGUUUUGAAAAUGAUUUACUCUCUUGUAUUUUAUGGUUCAUUUUAGCAUUUCUUAGUCAUUUAACAAUUACUAUAAUCACUACUACUAAUACUACUAUUAAUUCUACAGAUUUUCAUUCUUAUUAUUACUGUUACAUUUUAAAUUGGAUCAGUGUUGUACUUGGUUUUCUGUUGCAUUAUGUUUGGCCUAAUUUUAGAAAGCCGUAUCCAUGGUUACUGCUUGUGAAACCUGUUGUUGAACCCGAUCUUCACGGAAGAAUUAUUCGCUGGGAAGUUGCUUAUUUUUGGUUAUGUUGGUUAGAAAGAAACUUGUUCUUGCCUGCCAUUACUAUGUGUACAGUCACUCAAUCUUUUGAUUCAAUGGCAGUGAAGUUUGGACCGUUACUAUCCACCUUCAUAAUUAUUGUAUGUAGUAUGAAAAUGUUACGGAAUGGUUUUUGUUGUGCAAAACAAACUUAUCUAAGUUUGUUUUUCACAAAUUUAUUAUUUUCAUUUGAUUUCUACAAUUUUAAAGAAGCAUUCCCUAUUAAUUAUUUCUUUGUAUCACUUCUUGUUAGCAAGUUUAUUGAAUUAUUCCGGAAAUUGCAUUUCAUCUAUGUAUAUUUGGCUCCAUUCAAUAUUAUUUGGGGUUCUGUUGCACAUGCAAUUGUGCAACUUGGCUCAAUUCCUCAUUCUGUAUUCCUAUUCGCUAAUUGCAUUUUUUCUACAAUUUUAUCAGCACCAUUGGAACCUUUUAUGGCUAGUGCAAUUUUUAUUACAUCUUAUGUUAGACCGAUUUGUUUUUGGGAGACUAAUCAUCGGACACAACGAAUAGAAACUACUAAUAUGCCUAUAGCAGCUCAAUUAAAAGGAAUUUCUAAACAUCAGGUAUCUGGUAAUCUGGAUGGCAUAUUUUAUGAACAUUUAACGAGGAAAUUACAACGAACAUUAGCUGGUGAUUUACAACUUGGACGUAUUGGUGGAUUAACCGUUCAACAUGGUGAUGUAUUUAUUUUGUCAACUGAUGAUUUAAACCUGUUGAUUCAUAUUAUUGAAGUUGGCAAUGGAUUCGUUACUUAUCAACUACGUGGUCUUGAAUUUAUCGGUACUUUGUGUCAUGCUAGUGAAUCAGAAGCAUUACGUUCAGAUCCGCAUAAAAGUAAACGAUUCUGUUGUUGUCAUUCAAAAACUAUUCAUGGAUUGUUAAGCUUCAACACGGCUGUUCGUUUGCGUUGUAUGACAUGGCAAUUUGCAUAUACACCAUACAUAGUUGAGGGUUAUGAAGUUACUGAUCAUAGUGCUGGAUUAACAUUUCAAUUGACAGACUUACGGAAAGUAUUGAUCAGUCGGUUUGUUCAUUGCAUUAUUUAUUAUGUUUGUAAAUUGCCGAAUUUGUCAAAUCGAUUAACACAACUAACACCAUGUUUAGAUUCCAAUCGAUUUUUAUCACCAGAUUACUUUGAUUUGGAUCCUGUAUUUUUCAAAGCAAUUGAUGAUGAUUUUGAUGAAGAUGUUAGCGGUGUUACUAAACAACGUUUUAUUCAAAUUUAUUCUGAUUGGAUAGCGUAUUGUUUGAAAAAGCAAAUUGGAAAUUCAUCUGUACCGUGUGGUCCUGAUUCACCUGUGGUGUCGUUAUGUUUAGCCUUAAGUUUACUUGGUAGGCGAUGUAUGGGUGGUCAACAAUCAUCAAAGCCUAUUUUGGAUCAAUUCUUGCAUGGUGUCCACCAAGUAUUUGCAGGAGAUAUUAAUUUAGUCCCAAGAGAUGAUUGGGUUCUGGUGGAUCUUGAUCUUCUUCAAACUGUUGUUACUCCUAGUGUUCGUAUUGCAUUGAAACUGUAUCAAGACACAUUUACAUGGUCAUCAGGUAAUACACAUAGUGAAUUAUACAAGAAAAUUGUUUAUACAGAGAAAAAUGUUGUGAUUUGUCCAGAAACUGAUCCAAAAUGGCGAUUUGCUGUUUUAAAUGAUGCUGAUUGUUUAUUCUCAUUUCGUUGGGUAUCUGGUCGUACAUCAAUGGAUGUUUAUCGUAUUGUUCAGCUAACUAAGAGAAGACUAGAAUUUAGAGCUAUCAAAUUAAAUCCUGAAUGUGUUCGAGGUUUAUGGGCUGGUCAACAACGUGAACAAAUAUUUUUACGUAAUAAUAAUGAAGAACGUGGUAGUAUACAAAGUGCUAAUCCAGUCCUACGGAAUUUAGUCAAUUCUAGUUGCGAUCCACCAAUUGGUUAUCCAAUUUAUGUUAGUCCUUUAAUUACUAGUUUUGCUGGUGAUAAUGAUGAUUAUAUUAAUGUAUCUGGUGGAGAAUUAUCGUUUGUUAGUAUACUAUUACGUAUAUGUGAUUGUUGGAGACGUUUUCGUCAAUUAUGUGGUUGUAAAAAAGAAAAAUGUGAUGGUCAAAUUGAGUCUACAACUAAUCCAUCAUUAUUUACACGUUGUAAUACAAGUCAACAGCUGAAAACUAAUGUGUCAAGUACCACUUAUAAUAAAUCAAGUACUCAAUUGGCAUUGUCUACUUAUCCAUCAACUAGCAAUGAUAAUGAUAAUCUUGGUAAAUGGUCUUCUAAACAAGUAGACUGUAAUGAGGAAACAACUUUAAUUGCAUUAAUUCAUCAACAAAAUGAUUUAGAUAAUAUAACUGGAGGUAUUUUGUCUGCUACGACAAAUAAGUUUCGUGAAAAUUGUCAUUUUGAUCAUAUUUGUUGUUCCAUUGACCAAUUGUAUAAAAAUAGACAACAAGUUAUAAUUGUUGAUACUUGUCAAAUAUUAAACGGACAUUUAAACAAGUUACAGUGGCCAUUUAAAGGUUGGUAUCUACGUAGUUUAACUUAUUCAGCUUGUCGUUCAUCUGUAUACUCCGGUCUUGGAGCUUAUCGUAUCCACAGAUGGACUCCAAAUAAUCCUGAUCCGAAUUCACGAUCGUUUUGUCAUCGAACGAUAGCUUUACUUGCAUUUCCAGAAGGACCACCACUUCUUGACGGAUAUUAUGUAGCUAUCUGGGAAGAUAAAGGUCUCAUUGAAGUCAAAGAUUCAGAUAAGGAUAUUAAUACUACUAUUACUACUACUACUAAUAAUGAUAAUGAUAAUAACAACAAUAAUAGUGAUAAUAAUAAUAGUCAUGAUCAAUUUCUCAUGAAUUGUUUAUUUACCAACAGAAACUGAUUUCCAACAUGACAACAGUGAUUCUCUACUUAUCUCUUUCUUCUCUUUCUAUUAUCAUCCUUAUACCAACGAAAAUCUUUAAUCCCACAAUAAUGCAUCUAAAUUAUACUUGUAUCUAUGUAACAAUGUUUCAGGUUCUGUAUAAAGUAUAGCGUUUACGAUCAUAUAUGUAUACAUAAUCAACUUUAUUUAAAGAUAUAUUUAGGGGUUAUAUUAUUUACUAGAAUUUCAUCUUGUUGACAUCAACUUCUUGACAAAUUACAGAUUAUUUCGUUCAUUUCUUUUUGUGUACAUAUAAUUUUUUUUCUUUCCAGUCAUAUGAUUAUUUAUUAUUACACCAAAGAGUAAUACAUACAAUAGUCAGCGCCACUAUGUGCCUACUGGUGGCCUCCAAAAAGAAUCGUUCUUUUUUUUUCUUUCAUUUUGACAAAUUAAUUUUAUUGUCGCUAUUAUCAUUUAUGAUUUCAUUAUAGUGUUAAAUAUUUAUUUUAUAUAAAUAAUUAGUUGCAUAUUGUUUACUUAAUCACAUCUGAAUGUUCUUUCAUAUUAGAAAAGAAUUUACAUUCGUGGGAUCAUUGAAUAAUGGUUGUUAUUGUUUGAUUUUGUUUCCUAUUCUAAUGUAUAUUCACUAGCCUAACUUACUUUACAUCUCAUAUAUGUUUUAGGUGAUCAGCUCUAGUCGUCUAAUAUUUCGUCUAUUUUCACAAGGUGGUUUUGUGAAGAUUUUAGUAAUUUUAUAUAGUUAAGAUCAUGUGUCAGUUGAAGCUAGACCACCAUG